This is a messenger RNA of Helicoverpa zea (corn earworm), 855 nucleotides long. RefSeq names its product 3-oxoacyl-[acyl-carrier-protein] reductase FabG-like. The transcript is spliced from 2 exons. NCBI's taxonomy places the organism in Eukaryota, Metazoa, Arthropoda, Insecta, Lepidoptera, Noctuidae. Gene Ontology annotation, molecular function: oxidoreductase activity. The coding region runs from base 1 to 855 and encodes 284 amino acids. The record is from RefSeq and is a predicted model, not a curated record.
AUGCUUCGCCGUGUAUUCAGAAAUGAUGUGCUAUCGAGAUUGGAGCGACCGUUGCCGGUCCUAUAUGUGCCGCAUCGCAGAAAAUCAAAAGGCUUGAAGUUAGAAGACAAAGUAGUGGUAAUCACAGGGGCUGGCGUCGGAAUCGGUGCAGCUACCGCCAUCGCAUAUUCUCAUGAAGGCUCCAAAAUAGUUCUAGCCGAUUUAAAAGAAAAAGAAGAAGAUCUUAAAAAGAUACAAGGGAUUUGCGAAGACAACUGCGCCAAAACGCUGGUUGUUAAAACGGACGUGUCCAAUGAAGACAAUUUAUGUUGCUUGGUAGAGAAGACUAUCGACAAGUUCGGCAGAAUAGAUGUCCUUGUCAACAAUGCCGGUAUACUAACAUUUGGCUCUCUGAUCAAGGGAGAUCUAAUGCCACAGUACGACAGAGUGUUAGCUAUUAAUCUACGAGCCUGCGUCAUGCUUACUAUGCUGUAUGCGAAACACCUGGUGAAAUCAAAGGGCAAUGUGAUCAACAUAUCCAGUAUUCUAGGCAAGACGUACGCAGGCAACUCAAAGUAUAUGCCGUAUUGUAUAGCUAAGGCCGGUCUCGACCACUUCAUGUUCGGCGCUGCUUUAGAAUUCGCACCUCAUGGCGUGAGAGUGAACAAUGUCUGCCCGGGACCAACGAAAACAGAAAUCUUCGAAAAAGCUGGUGUGAAAGGAGAUUGGAAAGCGAUAGCUAAUUCUUUCAAACUUGGACAAAUGUCAGAGCCUUCGGAAGUCGCAGAUCUGAUUGUGUAUUUGUCGAGUUACAAAGCGAGAAGUAUAACAGGCAUCAGGGUAUAUAUAGAUAGAGGCCAUUUACUUAUGGGUUGA